Messenger RNA from Ixodes scapularis (black-legged tick), 1509 nucleotides. RefSeq names its product Y+L amino acid transporter 2-like. Lineage: Eukaryota; Metazoa; Arthropoda; Arachnida; Ixodida; Ixodidae. Gene Ontology annotation, molecular function: L-amino acid transmembrane transporter activity. Gene Ontology annotation, cellular component: membrane. Gene Ontology annotation, biological process: amino acid transmembrane transport. The record is from RefSeq and is a predicted model, not a curated record. The transcript has 7 exons. The coding region runs from base 1 to 1509 and encodes 502 amino acids.
AUGGCCAAGGACCCCAAAAGGUACACCGUUAACAAGAGCGGUUCUGAAGUCCUCGCCAAGGACCCUGAGGCUCAACCUCCUCGCCUCAAGAGAGAAGUGGGACUAGUGAGUGCUACAGCUCUACUCAUCGGUGCCGUCAUUGGUUCUGGCAUUUUCGUGACACCCAGCACCGUCUUCAGAAAGUCUGGUUCCAUUGGCGUCGUCCUCGUUGUUUGGUCAGUCUCCGGAGUCCUCACCCUUAUAGGUGGGCUAUGUUACGCGGAACUUGGAGCUCUCUUGCCAGCCGCCGGCGGUGAUUACGCCUACCUGAUCGCCGGCGGCAAGUGGCUGGGCAAGUUCGGCGACGUCAUCCCGUUUUUUCACGCCUGGUUUUUCCUGCUCAUAUCGGACCCCAUGAGCGCGGCCCUCCAGGGUUUGACUUUUUCGAGCUACAUUCUCAGCAUCGUCUAUCGCAGCUGCCCACCUCCUUAUGCGGUGAACGUCUUUGUGGCUCUUGCGUUUACGUCUCUUGCGACACUCAUAAACUGUAUAUCUGUGAAAACAUCAGCGAGGGUUCAGGAUGUGCUUUCAUCAAUCAAGUGCUUAGUUCUACUGUCCAUCAUAAUUACCGGUGUAAUCUCGGCAUUCAGAGAAAAUCAUCUCCUGGACAAGCCUUUCUUCACAGGCGAUACAAAAGCUGCGGACGUUGUGUUUGCUUUCUAUGGGGCCAUUUAUUCGUAUGGAGGAUGGAGCCAAAUCACCCACAUUGCUGAAGAGAUUAAAAACCCCACGAGAAACAUACCCUGGGCGCUGAUCUUCGGCAUCUUCAUCAUAACGCUCAUCUACAUCGGUACCAACGUGGCCUACUUCGUGGUCCUGGACGCUCCAACGAUAGCCAGCACGGACGCCAUAGCUGUAUCAUUUACUGCGGCCACUUGGGGACCCCUAGCGGCCACGGUGAUACCCAUCUGCGUAGCAGUCAGCUGCUUCGGUACCCUGUGUGCAGGAUACUUCAGCAGUGCUAGGGUCAUGCUGGCUGCUGGAAGACAAGGACACCUUCCUCUGAUCUUUUCUUUCAUCACAGUGGAAACGUCUUUACCACUGACUUCAAUCCUUUUAAGAGGAUGCCUAGCCGUCGGCUACACGUUCGUCGGUUCAGUGGAAGCUCUUAUAGUCGGUGCUGUCUUCUUAGCGAGUCUGGCAGGUGUGUUCGUUGUGCUCACGCUGUUCGUACUCCGCUUCACGAUGGAAGAUGCACCAAGGCCCUACCGCGUUCCUACGGUGCUGGCUGUCAUCAAGCUGGUGGUGUUGGUUGCGUUAAUCGUCCUACCGUUUCUGAAACCCGUUGAGUACCUACAGUACGUUGUAAUCAUGGCCGUUCUUACACUGGGUGGCGUCUAUUACGUGCUGUUUACUCGUUUUGAGCUAGUUUUUCCCGGUAGUCGACAAGCAGCCUGCUUUGUUCAGAAGUUGUUGAUGUGCGUUCCUUGCGUCAACGAGCUCGAACUAAUGCUCAAGGAAAAGUUGUGA